AUGGGUUGUCAUGCGAUUUGGACCUGGAGAAAUACGGAAGAACAUGAAGGGGGUUUCUUGAAACUAUACGAUCCAGGGACAUGGAUCUUGCAGAGGAUCAAGGAGUAUGAAGAUGCUACGGGGUUGGACAAGGAAGUAAAGAAUCAAGGUAGAUCAGUUAAAAUGAUAGGUUGGACUCCGUCGGAUAGUAAUAUGGUUAAGUUAAAUACCAAUGGUGCGUGUAAGGAUGGAAUCACUACUGGUUAUAUUGAACCGAUACGACAAAGUAAUGGUAAUUGGACCAACGGGUUUGCUAAGUCAUUGGGGUAUUGUAGUGUUGUUAUGGCGAAACUUUAG
Messenger RNA from Lathyrus oleraceus (garden pea), 336 nucleotides. RefSeq lists its product as uncharacterized. NCBI's taxonomy places the organism in Eukaryota, Viridiplantae, Streptophyta, Magnoliopsida, Fabales, Fabaceae. The record is from RefSeq and is a predicted model, not a curated record. The coding region runs from base 1 to 336 and encodes 111 amino acids. The transcript has a single exon.